Rotaria sp. Silwood1 is the source of this 1073-nucleotide messenger RNA. NCBI's taxonomy places the organism in Eukaryota, Metazoa, Rotifera, Eurotatoria, Philodinida, Philodinidae. The record is from the annotation of a GenBank genome assembly.
UUUUUUGACCGAACUCCUACCCUUCAAAACCGCUCCGGGUUGAUAUGUCGACACCAAAGAUCUAGUCCAAAGCUCGAAACAAGUUUCGAGUGCCAUCUGUGGUGGUUCAAAAGAAUUUUCAAGUGCCAUUAAAGACGGCAGUAAUAACUUCAAGUAUGGCGGUUAUGCUGUAGCAUUGGGAUUGACAGCCAUAGGCGCUGGCAUUGCCAUCGGGAAUAUUUGGCGAGGAAAAAAAAUGAUUCUCCGAUAAUAAUAAGUAAGUUAAGGGGAUCAGGUUUCAAAAAGAAAAUAUCGUUCUUAUUUAUCUUUGCAGUGGCCGGCCCUCAACAACAAACAACAACACAAGAACAAUAAGUUAUUUAAACUUUUUUAUUUUUUGUUCAUUGUUUGUGUUAUUGUUUUUUUUGAUUUUUUUUGUUUUUUUUUUGUUGGAAAACUCAUAAAAGCUUCUUUUUUUUCUUAUUAUAGAUUUUAUUUUUUGUUUGAAAUAUGUCGAAGGUAUUAUAAGACAACAACAGCAUUCAAGUCAAAUCUUAUCACAAGAUAAACAACAAGUACCUAUGUCAAGAGAACGUUCAAUGACAAUAACAACAAAUACAUAUUCACUAACAAUUGAACAACCUGAACGAAUGAGUUUGACAUCACUUGAAACAAUAACAGAUACAUUACUAGAAUUAAUGGAAGCUUAAAAUGCAAUGCUUCUAUGGAUUGAUUCGCCUGAAAAUGAUCGUAUGCUAAUCGAAGAAAUUAAAAGAAAUUAUGCAUCGGUGAAAAUUAAUUUUCAACUAAGUUAUAAAGAAGCUCAAAAAUUUUUAAAUGAAAACGCAGAUGACAUACGACAGCGCGAAAUAUUUGUUACUAUAUGUCGAGCUUAUUAUGGAUCCGAAUCAAAAUCUUUUACUGAUAUUGUGCGACUUUUUCAACGUCUUGCUAUCGGAAGAAGACCCAUUGCAGUUUAUACUAUGAGUACGAUAGCAUUAUUGCAAAAAACGCCGAAUCUUCCUGAAGAAAUUAAAGUUUUUGAGAGUCCAGAAGAUUUAUUUGAUUUUAUAAGUGGAUAUCUGUCAAAAUAA